UGCCUAGCCGGCUUACGUCACUGCCUCCUCUGCAGGAGGAAAGAGUGCCUAAGACAGACCAGAAAAGUUUGAAGGGAGAGCAGGAGUGAGUGAAGCAGUGCUCUUAAAGCCUCUUCCUCAUCUCCCCAUUCUGCUUCUCUCCCUUCGCCCCCCCCUUCUUUUUUUUUAAAGAAGGCGGUGAGGAACUCCCACCCCCACCCCCCAAAAACCUUUUCUAAUCUUGAGGGGGGGGCGGGGAGGGCAAAGCAGUAGAUACCUUGGGAACGUCAUGGAGCUGCUGUGCUGCGAGGUGGACCCCAUCCGGAGGGCCGUCCCCGACCCCAGCCUGUUGUUCGACGAUCGCGUUUUGCUUAACUUGCUCACCAUCGAGGAACGCUAUCUACCCCAGUGCUCCUAUUUCAAAUGCGUGCAAAAAGAUAUUCAACCCUACAUGAGGAGAAUGGUGGCGACUUGGAUGUUGGAGGUCUGUGAAGAGCAGAAAUGCGAAGAGGAGGUCUUCCCUUUAGCCAUGAAUUACCUGGACCGUUUCUUAGCCGGGGUGCCCACUCCCAAGUGCCGGCUGCAGCUUCUGGGUGCCGUCUGCAUGUUCCUGGCCUCGAAGCUGAAGGAAACAAUCCCCCUCACGGCCGAGAAACUGUGCAUUUAUACCGAUAAUUCUGUCAAACCCCAGGAGCUGCUGGAGUGGGAAUUGGUGGUGUUGGGCAAGUUGAAGUGGAAUCUGGCAGCCGUGACCCCUCACGACUUCAUUGAGCACAUUUUACGGAAGCUGCCUCUGCCGAAGGACAAGCUGCUUUUGAUCCGAAAGCACGCACAGACGUUUAUUGCUCUUUGCGCAACAGACUUUAACUUUGCCAUGUACCCGCCCUCAAUGAUUGCAACUGGAAGUGUGGGAGCAGCCAUCUGCGGCCUCCAGCUUGACAGUGAGGACAACUCCCUUUCCGAGCAUCUCACCGAGCUGCUGGCGAAGAUCACCAACACCGACGUGGAUUGCCUGAAAGCCUGCCAAGAACAGAUCGAGGCUGUGCUGGUGAAUAAUCUGAGGCAAGUUCGACAGGAGGAACAGCAGAGGAAUCCCACAAAGACGGUGGAUGAACUGGACCAAGCCAGCACCCCCACAGAUGUGAGGGACAUCAACCUGUGAGGAUGCCAGUACAGAAAGAAAAAAGAAGAGAGAGAGAGAGAGAGAGAGAGAGAGAGAGAGAGAGAGAGAGAGAGAGAGAGAGAGAGAGAGAGCGCGCACAAACGUAGUGCCUGCUCUCUAGACUCCCAUUUGGGUGUUUUCUUACUUUGUCGGGGGGGUUUUGUGUGUGUGUAUGUGUGUGUUUUUUAGAACAAAACUUUUUUUAAUCUACUUCCACCUAGAAAUAUUUAAGGGUCUUUUAGAAAACAGAAAAAAAAGAAGCCUACAAAAAAAUCGAACUAUUAAACAUAUUUGGUGCCUAUAAUGUUGAAAAGAAGGGAAUCGUGAUCUUUGUGACAAAUUACUGUUUGGUUAUGUAUAGUAAAAUGCUUAUAUGAAAGCAUACAAAGUAGCUAGAGAAAAUGUAUGCCUGCAGAUGUGGGAACAAAGCAGAUUGUACUCUAUUUUUCCAUAUUAUGAACUAGUGCAUACAUAGAUGGAAGAAAGGAAUUGUGUGAUUCAUGGCUUAAUUAGAUUGCAAAGCAAUGGACUAAAGGGGUUAGGGAAAUGAGGAAGUAAUGAGGAGACAACACACAAAGAUAAUUAUCUCUGAUGCAAUUGAACCAUUCUGGAUGCAAAGGUUCUUUGGCUCUCGAGAAGUCGCCUUUGGUUUAAUUGGAAAUGUAUGUUGGAUCUCUCAGCGUUAGUUGCGUUUACUCCCAUCUGGACUCACUGCCGCCCAGGACGGAGAGAAGAUGCUUUAUUUUUCCCAUCAGAUACAGGUGAUUGGUUCCUGGGUUGUUAUGCCCUGCUUCACAUGGUCCACCACUGACAGUAGUAGUACCACAUCGUUAGUGGGAGGGGAAGUCCAGCUUUGGGCCAUUCCCAGGGGUCAUGUUUUGGGGCAAAAAAAAACAGGACCAGAAUCUGAGUUGCUGCAAUAAUAUAACAAGGGUGAUGAGGUCUUCACAUCCUUCACCAGUCCAAAUUAAUUCUCUGGACUGAUGAACAUUUAUCCACAGCUCAGCAUUAUUAUAAACCAUUCCAUUCAAAAAAGCACUUUGAAAAUUAUUCUUGAGGGGUAAAUGGGAUGGUUUAUGAAAAUCAUGUGGAGCAAAGGAUGGAGAGGGAUUAAAAAAUAGAGUUCUCCUCUCCCCCCUCCCCAGUUUUUCUAUAUUGCAUCUGAUUUAUUCUCUCAAUAGCUCCCACAGUUCUGUUGGAAGAUGAGAGACACCCCAUUCAGAUGACAUUCCCAUCACAACAUUCCUGAUGAAAUUCCAAAGGGAAAAAAAAGUUAUUCCUGUGUCACAGAAGGAUCUUAAUAUACCUACCUGCACACUUCUCCUUUGGGCCUUAAAGACAAAUUACUGUUAGUGCAAAAGUCGGGUGACUGGACACACCAGGGGCGCAGUGUUUUCUUUUGUUUUUGAUUUUUUCCUUUUUUUUUAAUUUUUUUGGAGCGGGGAUGGUUAAUUUUAUUACAAAAUUGUAUUCAGUGUACUUGAAUUUUUUUUUCCACUCUGUUUUCAAAGAGGAAGUAAAGGAGUUGGAGCAGCAAAUAAAAAAAAUUUGCACAGUUAUAUUAACAGGUGAGAGGGGGUAUAUGAAGCUGUUGUUUGAAAUAUUGUUUGCAUUUUUAAAAAGAAAUCAUAAUGGGCUACUUUGAAGCAUUAUUUUAUAAACAGACUGUUGGGUCUGGCAAUAUGAGGGUUGAAAAUGCAAUUUUAAAAAAUCUUAGGGUAUCUUUCAUUUGUUUUUAUCUGGGAUUUUUUUUUGUUGUUGUUUGCGCUGCUAAGAAGCUACGAUCCUUCAUUUUUAUUCACAUUAACAGUACUUAGCUGUAAUGUUUCACUGAGUGUGCUGCUAUUUUAUAAACAUUUUGAUAAUAUAUUAUUUUACUGCUUAAAUUUCAAAUCCUGAAGCAGGUGGUUAAAGUCGAGCUUAUAGGUUCUGUGAUUUACUGGAAAAGCCCGUGUAUAUCUUUUGUUUUUCUCUGAUAGUGUAUUCAUUUUUUUUUCCUGCUCAUAUCCUGCAAAAAUGGCGUUUACUUUACCUCAGGUUUACUGGAUACAAAAUAAAAGGUUCACACUCUUUUUUUUUUUUUCCUAAUACCUCACACUUUCUGCUGAGAAAGCCUAUUCUAAUCCUUGAUACAGGAGAUGCGAGGAAAUCUCUUCCUUCUCUCCACAGAAAAAAAGACAGAGGCUACUUUAGCCCAGGAAGGGGGCAGUUUGGCCCCAAGAACCAAUUUCUGACCACAAGGAUUUUGAUUUAGGCUCCCAUUUUGACUUGGGUAUCCUCAUCAUCAUAGUGGAAAAAAUACAUUGAACCCCAGGGAUUCCCUCCAGGGCAUAUGUUUCUGCACUAGCAGCUAUGCAGUGGAUUUAGAAGUCUGGUUUUCCUUCAUUGACCAGUGUCCAGAGAGAGAAUAAAAAUGGAUCUUGGCAGCUUUCCCCUUGUCCAUUCUGUUCAUGCAGGGUCUUUCACUGAAAAGGGACUCUCUCCCUCCUUCCCCAAUCUCUGGCACCCCAAAUGCCAAACUUCCAAGUGGAAUUUUAUGGCCAUGGUUCCUCCUACCACUGGCAAACCAGGCAAAUUUCACACGAGAGGAUUUGGUCUUAUCUACCCAACCUGAACUUGGACCAUGAGUCCAAUAAGAAUCAUCGGUGAUUAGAACUUGUUUCCUCCAAAUUGUGGGGGGCAGGCCAGACAGCUUCCCUCGAAAAGGUGACUUCUGCACAGUGAAGGAUUCUGUCAUCCUGGGCUUUCAGAAAGAUGCAGUUUAAAGCUGCUUGGAUUAAAAGGAAUUUCCAAGUGGGGAUUUCAACCCUAAAUUUGGAGGUUUAGAAUCCUAGCCAUAAGCCCCCAUUUACUUGAAUACUCAUUUCUUUUUUUGCAGGGGAGUUUUAUUAAAUGAGACUGGACUGUUUAAUUCCUAGUGAACAGAUUUUGAAACAGUAAUGUCCAAAUGAGGAAGGGCCAAGAAGUCUGGUACUUCUCAACCCAUACUCACCUCCCUUUCCCUUUCCAUUUUUUUACUUUUAAAUUGUAAUGAAGUCAGCUUUGAGGAAGCUCACUGAAACAGAAAAGAACCUUGGGUUAAGAAACCCUAGGUCCUUUCUCCCUUGAGGCUCUUUUUGGGCCAGAAGCUUCUGUUCCAGGCCCCAGGCUGCCCAUAGACUAGUUUAUUUCUUUGUCCCUAAAUCCCAUCGAAAGAGUUCUGCCCCUUUAUCUAUCAUCCCUCCCUUUCUUUCCUUUUCUUUUUCCUCCAUUGAGAGCUGUUUGGGUUUUUUAUUUUCUGCAUUGUGGUGCUUUCUGUCCAGUUUAGUUAAAAAAUAAAGCACCAGAUAGCAUAAUAGCAUCAUACAAUAUACUGAAGGUUCAUCAAAGCUAAGGAACCUGGAGUUAGGGUUUCUUUUCCCCACCACCAACACACCCAGAAUUCCUCCCCAAGAGGAAGAAAGGAAGCCCAACUUUGUGCUCUGGGGAGUGACUUUCAAACAGUUUUUAUAAUGUCUACAGCUAGUCUUAUCCACUUAACUCACAGGAACGACCCUUGUCUGCCUCCCUUAUUCACUGAAUCCGGGAUCCCUGUGCUGAAUGCAGUGAGGGCCAACAGGCCUGUGUCCCGGGGCAGAGAUUUCAAGGGCCAGGUCAGAGGAUGGACCUGUCCUUGGUACCACAUGUUCUCUAGAGCAUGCUGGGUUUCCUUUAAGAAGAAGCUUUUUUUUUUUUUUUAACUUAGUUUGGAACCUUAAGAAUCUGUUUAGAUUAUGUCCCAAAGUCCAUACGACAGAUGUUAUAGUACCAUAGUUAAGGGACUUUUCUUAGGGAGCAGAAUUCUCAGUCUUUGUGACCCUGAGUAGGGCUAUUAAGAAGAAAAUGGCCAAUUGCACCUUAUAACAUGUAAAUAUUACUUUUCUAAAUAAAAAAAAAAGUUGGGUUGGAAGAUGAUUUGAUAAAAGCCAGCUUGAGAUUGACCAGACUUCCAGAACACCAGGCUUUCUCCUGGUAUAGUCCAGCCUUUAAGUAGUCCAACCCUGUGCAUAGCUUUAAAGGGGGUAAAUUAAAGCUUAGACUAUAAUUCCCCACCCAUUCUCCCUACCCCCCUCCAGAAACUAUAUACAGCGUAGAAUAGAGUUCUACUAGGGUGAAACUCAACAUCCUCCAAGGGAUGUUGGAAAGGAUGCCUCUACCUACAUACCAUUAGGUGGAAGACUUGGAAAGGAACUUUAUUACUCCAUCUACCUUGUAGCAACAAAUGAAUAUGGACUCCUUAAACAGCCUCUAUCUUUAUUUCAACAAAAAUUACUCCCAUGCGGUCCUAUGUUGCUGAUUUGGGGCUCAAGUUUCAAGAAACCAUCAUGAAAUAAAUAUGUAAUCUCAGUACAUCUUAUAGCCCGAGCUUACCCUUUCCAUACAGCCCACUUUGGUAGGAGAAAGGCUCGAACAAAAGCCCUCAAAGAACGCUCUUUACAGCAUCCUAAAUAUUCUGGCAAGCCCCUGCCUUGAUGUAAAAAAAUAAAUGUUUUGGGCUUCUGACCACUGCCCAUAAUUUGGCAACUCUUCAAUUCCCAUCCGCUAUCAGGCCACUGGAUUUUUUCCAUUAUGUUCCAUUAUCACGUACCUCAGUUAACUCAGUUGCAGAGUUUCCGGUCUUGAACUUUUUUUUUUCUGCUUUAAUGAGUGUGAUGCCACAUCAUUUCAACUUUCUUCUCUCACAAUGGGCUCUGUAAGAGGCAUGGCUGUUUUAGAGGUGGGGGGCAGGUAAUGCUAGAGAGUGCUGUCCUAGACACGCUCCGUGCGAAAAUGUCUUGGAGAAAGUAUAUGAGGUUUUAUUGGAUCGAACUGUGACAUGUAGCUGAUUGCCUCUUACGAAGGCUGAUUUGUUCAGUGUUUUAAAAAUUAAUAACCUGUUCUUCCGACUAGUUUGGAGUUGGAUUUGAGAAAUGGUUUUGGAUGCAAUUAGGUAUGCUGUAUGGACAAUAAACUCACCAUGACCUAAA
This is a messenger RNA of Monodelphis domestica (gray short-tailed opossum), 6126 nucleotides long. RefSeq names its product cyclin D2 (gene CCND2). The record is from RefSeq and is a predicted model, not a curated record. Lineage: Eukaryota; Metazoa; Chordata; Mammalia; Didelphimorphia; Didelphidae.